AUGUCAUUGGGCUGUGAUUUUAUCAAAGUUGAUUUUGGUGAUCAACUUGGAACUACAAUUCCUAGUGCAAAGGAUGAUCACGUUAUUAAUGACGAUGUUAUUCAAAGCGAGGAUCUAAAUAAAGUUCAAGAAUUGUCUAGUAAAGUGGAUAACGUCCUCUCUAGCAUGGAGUCAAUGAGAAUUGUAAACAUGGUUCGGGACGAAAUAAUUGAUAAAAUCAUUGAAUCUGUAAGUCGCAUUGAGACAAUGAUAUCACAACUCAGUCUAAACAAUGAUUACGAGACUCCGACCAAGCUCUCUGUACAAAACAGACAUCCAAUCUCAAGAUUGAAGGCUAAGAGUUUGGCUAUUGAUAUUCAUACAGCUAUAUCAGACGAUGAGGAUGAUCUUACUGUACUGGAUCAUAUGUCUUUCACCCACGAUGAUCCGUUCCACAUCAAGAUCAAUAUGGACAAACCAGUAUCUCCAACUAUAAGAUCUGCACCAAAAAAGAAAAAUAUGUCAAAGGGUAAGAGCAUUAUGGGGACGCAGAAAAAAUUACCGUUCACUCACCCAGGCGGAAUUAUAAAGCCAAAGAUUGAGCCCAGAUCAGUCAAUAAAUCGAAGGCGUCUUAUGCACUGAGCCAACCCACAAAAGACUAUAGAAGACCUGUUUAUUUCUUUUCCAUUACCAACUCAAUGCAGUGUCAAUUUAUGCCAACUCCAACCAUGCGUCUUUUGGAAGAUCAGAUAAAGGCCUGUGCAUAUAUAUUUUUAGCAUCGCUAGAUCCAUCUGAAGAGCUUGUCGUAACAGAUACAAUCAGAGCAACUAGAUCAGACUUUGAACAUUUCAUACCUGACAGACCCAUUACUGAUAAGAUUCUUGAAUUAGCGGCAUCGAACUGCACUGAUUUUCAAUCUGAUAUAAGUUUCAAGACAACAUGGCAACUUCCACCGAGAUUUGCGGUGGAUGUCUUCAACAAGAAAGAUUUAAAGAAGAAGAUGGAAGACUACAUUUAUAAAUUUAUGCAACCUACUGCUGAUUUAAAAUAUAUAUAUGUUCCUAUUCAAGAGGAUGACUACUGGUAUCUAAUGGUAAUAUCAGUUUGCGAGUGA
Molecule: messenger RNA, 1095 nt
Organism: Arachis duranensis
Lineage: Eukaryota; Viridiplantae; Streptophyta; Magnoliopsida; Fabales; Fabaceae
Exons: 9
Coding region: 1-1095 (364 amino acids)
Source: RefSeq, a predicted model, not a curated record